AUUGAAGAUGUCGCGUGUGUAUGUUGGUAAUCUGGAUCCAAGGGUCAGUGAGCGAGAAAUUGAGGAUGAAUUCCGCACUUUCGGUGUCAUCCGCAAUGUGUGGGUUGCAAGACGCCCUCCUGGCUAUGCUAUUGUUGAUUUUGAUGACAGACGAGAUGCUCAGGAUGCCAUCCGCGAACUCGAUGGUAAGAAUGGUUGGAGAGUAGGAAUGUCUCACAACUCUAGAGGAUCAGGUAGUGGCAGCGGUGGCGGAGGGCUUGGUGGAGGUCGUGGUUGCCCUGGUGGUUUUGAUUUGAAAUGCUACCAGUGUGGUGACGUUGGCCACUUUGCUCGUGAGUGCCGUGGCGGCGGCAGUGGUGGCCAAUUUUGGGACGACUACACAUGGUCUAAGUUCCAUUUAUCAAACCAGAAAGAAACGAGUAAAUCUGUUUUAGGCUGGCUAAACGGCAACAUAUUGGCGAUGGACGGAUCGGAUCGGAUCGAAUAA
This is a messenger RNA of Helianthus annuus (common sunflower), 487 nucleotides long. Its product is annotated as serine/arginine-rich splicing factor RSZ22A-like. NCBI's taxonomy places the organism in Eukaryota, Viridiplantae, Streptophyta, Magnoliopsida, Asterales, Asteraceae. The coding region runs from base 8 to 487 and encodes 159 amino acids. Gene Ontology annotation, cellular component: nuclear speck. The record is from RefSeq and is a predicted model, not a curated record. Gene Ontology annotation, molecular function: zinc ion binding; RNA binding. Gene Ontology annotation, biological process: mRNA splicing, via spliceosome. The transcript has 3 exons.